GUCUUGAAACCCAAAAUGAAAUUAAAUUAACUUACGAGAAAUAUGGAUAUAAUAGAUUCGAUAUUCCUGUGCCAACUUUUCCUGAAUUAUUCAAAGAACAUGCCGUUGCGCCAUUCUUUGUCUUUCAAUUAUUUUGUGUUGGAUUGUGGGUUAUGGAUGAAUAUUGGUACUAUUCGGUGUUUACACUCUUCAUGCUUGUAGUGUUCGAAUCUACUGUCGUCUUUCAGGAAGAUAGUGGUGUUCCUUGUGAUAUGAUACUUUUACAAGGUUCUUGUAUUGUGAACGAGGCGAUGCUGUCUGGUGAAUCGACGCCACUAUUGAAGGAAUCAAUUGUUCUUCGUGAUGGCAAUGACGAACUUGAUAUGAAUGGCAUUGACAAAAAUAGCAUGCUGUUUGGAGGUACAAAGGUCCUACAAGUAACUCCUCCUCAACAAGAUAUUCUUUCUGCUCCGGAUAAUGGAUGUAUUGCCUAUGUUAUUCGCACCGGAUUUGGAACUGCUCAGGGGAAACUCGUGCGUACAAUGGUGUAUACUAUUUAUUGCACUGAACCAUUCAGGAUUCCUUUUGCCGGAAAAAUUGAUGUUUGUGCUUUCGAUAAAACUGGUAACUUAACUGGUGAAAAUCUUGAAGUCGAAGGAAUUGCUGGAAUACAUCCCGAAGAUUCGAAGAUUUUGGUAAAACCACCGGAUGCUUUACGGGAAUCAAUCCAAACCCUGGCUGCCGCACAUGCUUUAGUCAAAUUAGAUGAUGGCAUCGUCGGCGAUCCUAUGGAAAAAGCCACGUUGGAAGCGUUGGAUUGGAAACUUGGCAAAGGCGAUACUGUUAUUCCUGCGAAUCAACAAUCGCAACGCUUUCAACAAAGAUCACAAUUACAAAUUCGUCGCAGAUUUCAAUUUUCAUCCGCACUUAAGCGUAUGUCAAGUGUCUCGACAAUUCCAACAUCCCGUUUUAAAAAAACUUUUGUUGCGGUUAAAGGCGCACCCGAAACAUUGCGUAAUAUGUACGUUUAUGUACCUGACGACUAUGAGGAAACAUUCAAGUUUUUUAUGCGUAGAGGAAGUCGAGUUUUGGCUCUGGGAUACAAAUAUUUAAAAGAUAAUAUGAAUAUGGAUGAGGUUAUUAUGAUCACUGGAGAUAAUCCUUUAACAGCAUGUCACGUAGCACGCGAAGUGAAAAUUCUCGAACGCGAUGUAUUAAUUCUUGAUCUUCGCGAAGAUGCCCAGAAUAAUGAUGUUGAUGAGAAAGUCAUUAUACCUGUCAAUCCUGCAGAACCAGUUGAUCUAUCAGUUUAUCGUGACUACGACCUAUGUAUAACAGGUGCAGCGCUAGCAUGUUAUGAAAACAAGCCCUCUGUAAAAGAUCUACUAGUCCAUACGUGGGUGUAUGCACGUGUUUCUCCAGGGCAAAAGGAAUUUAUAUUGACUGGCCUUAAGCAAGCUGGAUAUAUUACAUUGAUGUGUGGUGAUGGGACAAAUGAUGUUGGUGCUCUUAAGCAAGCUCAUGUCGGCGUUGCGCUUCUUGAUGGCAAACCCGAAGAUCUUAAGAAAAUUGCUGAACACCAACGAAUACAGAGACUUAAAGAUGUAUAUGAAAGUCAAUUAAAAUUUACUUCGAGAUUUAACAUGCCACCUCCACCCCCGCCACCAGCAAUUGCACAUUUAUUCCCACAUAUUACACAACAACUUCAGCAACAAAAUAAUGCGGGACAAGGUCAAAGACGACCUCCUCCUCAGAUGGAUCAACUCGCGGAACAUCUUUUACAAGACUUCGAUGAUGAACCACCUACCAUUAAACUAGGAGAUGCAUCAGUAGCAGCGCCUUUUACAUCUAAGCUUUCAAAUGUGGUAGCAACUUUAAAUUGUUUAAUCUCUGCAUACAGUCUGAGCGUGUUAUAUUUGGAAGGAAUUAAAUAUGGCGAUUUGUAA
Molecule: messenger RNA, 1925 nt
Organism: Racocetra fulgida
Lineage: Eukaryota; Fungi; Glomeromycota; Glomeromycetes; Diversisporales; Gigasporaceae
Source: the annotation of a GenBank genome assembly